Messenger RNA from Daktulosphaira vitifoliae (grape phylloxera), 2301 nucleotides. It is a transcript of the gene LysRS, whose product is annotated as lysine--tRNA ligase. The record is from RefSeq and is a predicted model, not a curated record. Lineage: Eukaryota; Metazoa; Arthropoda; Insecta; Hemiptera; Phylloxeridae. The transcript has 10 exons. Gene Ontology annotation, biological process: lysyl-tRNA aminoacylation. Gene Ontology annotation, molecular function: lysine-tRNA ligase activity; ATP binding; tRNA binding. Gene Ontology annotation, cellular component: mitochondrion; cytoplasm; cytosol. Bases 467 to 2263 code for a protein of 598 amino acids.
AAUUUGAAAACAUAAAAAAUAAUCACCAAUAGUAAACCUUUUCCUUAAAUUUAUGUUUAACGUGGCUUGAACAGAUACUAAAAUAAAUUUUCCAAUCUUAACGAAGUCCGAUUGUAAAAAUAUCGAUAUUUACAUUUGAAUUUUAUCAUUUUUAGUACACCUAACCUACAUAAAGAUAAUUUGUAAUGUGUUACUUCAAGUAUUAACGUUUUACAGUAUUUUAAUUUUAAAAACUUAUUUUAGAAGUGAGAAUAAAUCUUAGGUGAAAAAAUGGAAGGUUCUGAAACUAUAUCUAAAAAAUAUGAAGUCAUCUAAAGCCACAAAGGAACCUAUCUCUUAAAUAAUUAUUGAUAUAAAAAAUACAUAGGAUUUUAUUUUUCAAUAGAUUUUUUCACAUUUAAUAUAUCUAGAUAAUAAAGUAUUAUCUUCACAACUUUUGACAAAAAUAUAAGCAUAUUUUUACAUAAUGAGUGCCAUAGUGAAGCGAAGUUUUGUUCAAUUUAUUUAUAAAUCAAGAUUGAUCCAUGUUUCUUAUUUGGCACAAAGUGAGCUUAAAAGACGUUUAAAGGCUGAACAAAAAGCAAAAGAAAAACUUGAAAAAGAAUUGGCUGCACCAAAAAAACAACAAAAUGCUAAAAAUGAAAAUGAUUUAUCUGCAGCUACUAAAGCUCUGGAUAUAAGUCCAAAUGAGUUCUUCAGUUUACGUUUACAAGCAAUUGCUCAAAUGAAAAAAGAUGGUGAUGAACCUUACCCUCAUAAGUUUAAUGUUACAUCAUCAUUGGAAGAUUUCAUAAAUGAAUAUCAAUCACUCAGUGAAAGUCAAAUUUUUCAUGAUAAAGAACUUAGUGUUGCUGGGCGUGUUCACGCAAUUCGUGAAUCUGGUCCAAAGCUUAUAUUUUAUGAUUUACGUGGCGAAGGCCUAAAAAUACAAGUGAUGGCAAAUGCAAAACAAUAUUGUUCUGAAGAUAGUUUUUUUGCAGAUACUUCAAAGAUUAGAAGAGGAGAUAUAAUUGGUGUUACAGGAAGUCCAGGAAAGACUAAGAAGGGAGAGUUAUCAAUUUUUCCAAAACAUAUAAAAUUAUUAACACCUUGUUUACAUAUGUUACCACAUUUACAUUAUGGUUUAAAAGACAAGGAAACUAGAUACAGGCAGAGAUAUUUAGACUUAAUUAUUAAUGAUAAUGUUCGGAAUAAGUUUAUAAUAAGAGCCAAAAUUAUUUCAUAUUUUCGACGUUUUUUGGAUAAUAUGGGAUUUCUUGAAAUUGAAACACCUUUAAUGAAUAUGAUAGCUGGAGGAGCUACAGCUAAACCUUUUAUUACUCACCAUAAUGAUUUAAAUAUGGAUUUGUUUAUGAGAGUUGCACCAGAACUUUAUCAUAAAAUGCUUGUAGUUGGUGGUAUUGAUAGAGUUUAUGAAAUUGGACGACAAUUUAGAAAUGAAGCAAUUGAUUUAACCCACAACCCUGAAUUUACUACUUGUGAGUUUUAUAUGGCAUAUGCAGACUACAAUGACCUAAUGAAAAUAACAGAAGAUUUAUUAUCGGGUCUUAUUAAAAGUAUUUUUGGCUCGUAUAAAAUACAAUAUCAUCCAGAUGGUGUAGACUCAGACACCGAACCAGUAGAAUUGGACUUUACACCACCAUUUAAAAGAAUGUACAUGUUCCCUGCUUUGGAAGAAGCUUUAUCAGUAAAAUUACCAAAUCCAUUAGAUUUGUCUUCCCCUGAAUCAAAUAAACUACUUGAAGAAUUAUGUUUAAAACAUGAAGUAGAAUGCCCACCUCCUAAAACAUCCGCAAGAUUAUUAGAUAAACUGGUUGGUGAAUUUCUCGAAGAAAAAUGUAUUAAUCCUACAUUUAUAUGCGAUCACCCUCAAGUUAUGUCACCCUUGGCAAAAUGGCAUCGUUCAAUACCUGGUUUAACUGAACGAUUUGAGUUGUUUGUUAUGAAAAAAGAAGUUUGUAAUGCUUAUACAGAGUUAAAUGAUCCUAUGAUUCAAAGGGAACGUUUUGAACAACAAGCAAAGGACAAGGCUGCUGGGGAUGAUGAAGCACAAUUAAUUGAUGAAAAUUUCUGUACAUCAUUAGAAUAUGGUCUUCCACCUACAGCUGGCUGGGGUCUUGGAAUUGAUCGUUUAACUAUGUUCUUAACAGAUUCAAACAAUAUAAAAGAAGUGUUGUUCUUCCCUGCAAUGAAACCUGAUGAUCCUAAUAAGCACAAAGAUGAUAAAAAUGAAGAAGAAAAUCCUAAAGUGUCGAAUUCUUAAAUGUAAAUUAUAUUGUAAUAAAUUAAUACUUAUAAAAA